Messenger RNA from Panicum hallii, 3126 nucleotides. Its product is annotated as probable glucomannan 4-beta-mannosyltransferase 11. The record is from RefSeq and is a predicted model, not a curated record. Lineage: Eukaryota; Viridiplantae; Streptophyta; Magnoliopsida; Poales; Poaceae. Bases 588 to 2324 code for a protein of 578 amino acids. Gene Ontology annotation, molecular function: mannan synthase activity. Gene Ontology annotation, cellular component: Golgi apparatus. The transcript has 9 exons.
CUUUUUUCUAGGCCAAUGAUAGAGAGCACUACCAAGUGGCCCCAAAAACCUCUCGGCAGUCACCAGACACCACCCCCUGUCAUCAACCACUCCACUUCGAGUCUUCGAUCCAUCCACGCCCUCACCUCGCACAGCCCACAGGUUGGCUCCCAUGGCCAUGCCGCCAUGGCCAUGCAUGAUUUACACUGACCCGCCCAGCAGCUCGCCAACCACCAGGUGACCGGGGGAUUAAACCUGCCCACCUGUAUCUCUAUGCGGCAAGAUCCUGUCCAUCUUUCUCGGCGGGGUAAAAAAAAACACGGCCGAGAUGAGCAUGUGCGCCGCGCGGAGCCACAGCCGUGUGUGAGCAGCGCCGAUUCGUCGUCCUCGGCGCGCCUGUCCCCAUCACGGCUCGGGAGCCACCACCACCACCGUUCCGUUCCAUACGCCUCCGUCCAAGCUAGUAUAUAGCCCCCGCGCCACCGUACGCCUCCUCCCCCAUCUGCUAGCUGGCCGGCCGGCUAUCUAGUGGAACCACCGCCAAGAUCCAGCUGCGCGCAGCGCGCGUCCGUCCGGUCCGUUCCGUCCGUCCUCGAUCGACGGGGUCCAUGGACGCCCGCGGCUACGGAGACGUCGCCGCCAUGAGCGUCGGCGAGGAGGCUGCGCGGCUGUGGGCGGAGCUGCCCGUGCGCGUGGACUGGGCGGCCGUGGCGGCGCAAUGCGCUUGGGCGGCGGCGCGCGCGCGGGCGCUGCUGGUGGUGCCGGCGGUGCGGCUGCUGGUGUACCUGUCGCUGGCCAUGACGGUGAUGAUCCUCGUCGAGAAGCUCUUCGUCUGCGCCGUGUGCCUCGCCGUGCGCGCGCUCCGGCUGGGCCCCGACCGGCGGUACCGCUGGGAGCCCAUCGCCGCCGCCCGCGGGGCCGACGUGGAGUCCGGCGCCGCCGCCAAGUACCCCAUGGUGCUGGUGCAGAUCCCCAUGUACAACGAGCGGGAGGUUUACAAGCUGUCGAUCGGCGCGGCGUGCGCGCUGGAGUGGCCGGCGGAGCGCUUCGUCAUCCAGGUGCUGGACGACUCCACGGACCCCGUUGUAAAGGAUUUGGUGGAGAUGGAGUGCCACAGAUGGAUGAGCAAAGGCGUGAACAUAAAGUACGAGGUCAGGGGUAACCGGAAGGGGUACAAGGCUGGCGCGCUCAAGGAAGGAUUGAAGCAUGACUAUGUCCAAGACUGCCAGUACAUUGCCAUGUUUGAUGCCGACUUCCAACCUGAGUCCGAUUUUCUCCUCAGGACUAUUCCGUUCCUCGUGCACAACCCGGAGAUCGCCCUCGUCCAGGCCCGCUGGAAAUUUGUCAAUUCUGAUGAGUGUCUGCUGACAAGAUUCCAAGAAAUGUCGUUGGAUUACCAUUUCAAGUAUGAGCAAGAGGCGGGGUCAUCAGUGUACUCAUUCUUUGGCUUUAAUGGGACAGCUGGUGUCUGGAGGAUUUCAGCAAUCAAUGAUGCCGGGGGCUGGAAGGACCGGACAACAGUGGAGGAUAUGGACCUGGCUGUCCGCGCGAUGCUUCGGGGUUGGAAAUUCAUUUACGUCGGUAACAUAAAAGUCAAGAGUGAGCUACCUAGCACAUUCAAGGCAUACAGGUUUCAGCAGCACAGGUGGUCAUGUGGACCAGCAAACCUGUUCAAGAAAAUGAUGGUAGAGAUUUUAGAAAACAAGAAAGUGUCAUUGUGGAGCAAAAUUCACCUAUGGUACGAUUUCUUCUUCGUCGGGAAGGUUGCUGCUCAUACAGUGACAUUCAUCUACUACUGCUUCGCCAUCCCUGUGUCGGUUUUGCUCCCUGAGAUUCAAAUCCCGCUCUGGGGGGUUGUCUAUAUCCCAACAGUUAUCACCCUCUUGAAGGCUCUUGGCACACCAAGUUCAUUUCACCUGGUGAUCCUCUGGGUCCUGUUUGAGAAUGUCAUGUCGUUGCACCGGAUUAAAGCUGCAGUAAGUGGUCUUCUGGACGCUGGAGGAAGAGUCAAUGAGUGGGUUGUCACCGAGAAAUUGGGUGAUGCCAACAAGGCAAAGCCUAGCAUCAAUGGAUCAGAUUCUAUAAAGGUGAUAGAUGUAAAGCUAACAGAGCCUCAUGUGAAGCUAACAGAGCCCCUUGUACCGAAGAUCGUAAAGAGGCGGACAAGAUUUUGGGAGAGGUACCACUGCUCAGAACUUUUCGUUGGAAUCUGCAUAAUUCUGUGUGGUUGCUAUGAUGUGUUUUACGCUAAGAAGGGAUACUACAUUUUCCUCUUCCUUCAAGGCACAGCUUUCCUUGUUGUCGGCUUUGGGUAUGUCGGCACACGACCUCCUUCCACUGCAUAAGCUGUCUUGGACAAAACUGAUAACUGCUUACAAAAAAUUGAGUGCAAGCAAAGCCCCUCUCUCCUGCACAUAUUGACUAUAGAAUACAAUGGUAACUGAACAUUCUUCCCAUCAAUCUCGGCCAGAUAUGAUCCAACCAUUCUUUUACUGCCAAGAAGGUCACAGAUAUAGCAUCAGCAUUCUUCCCAUCAGUCAUGGCCAGAUUUGAUCCAGCCAUUCUUUAGUGCCAAGAUUCAGAUAGCGCUGUCAUCCUUCAAUUCCCUCCAGACUCUCGUCUUGUUCAGAUUUGAUUCAAAUAUUCUUUACUGCCAAGAAGGCCAUUCAGAUAGUGUCGUCAUUCUAAAUGUAUAAUAACAGUGCUUACUGAAGCACCCUGACAAAAUAAAAAUGAUUGGUGCAGCAGCAUUUGGUUCAGAUCCUGUAGAGGCGCAUUUCACAGUUGAAGAAUUGCAAUAGUUGUAAAUGUAAUAGCACCAGCUGGCAAUUUCUGUAGAUCUCUUAAGUUGUAGCUUUUUUUUUGGGCAAUUUAGUGAUAUAGCUUUGUCAGAGUUCAGAUUCAUAAGGGAAGAUCGUUGGCUUCCUCGGUUCAUAACCCAUGUAGGCUUAAUACUUAAUUGUACAUCAUUUCCUAAUGCUAUAAUUCUGUCGAACUCUGGCAGAUCUUGAAAUGCAUUGUAAGUGUAGCAUGUAAAUUUUGUUCUGUAAGAAGCCAAAGUCGACGCCUUCUGAACAGACAUUUUACUUGCUGUGGCACAUGGACUGGUGGAUCUAUUUACUCUCGAGCAGCAGCCAUUUGUUUAUA